Talaromyces marneffei is the source of this 531-nucleotide messenger RNA. RefSeq lists its product as uncharacterized. The transcript has 3 exons. Bases 1 to 531 code for a protein of 176 amino acids. The record is from RefSeq and is a predicted model, not a curated record. Lineage: Eukaryota; Fungi; Ascomycota; Eurotiomycetes; Eurotiales; Trichocomaceae.
AUGUCCUAUCUCGGCCCAUUCCACAUCCUCAGCUACGGCACCCUCCUCGGCGCCCAAAUCUACCAAUCCUUCAUCGGCGGCACAGUAGCCUUCAAAGCCCUCCCCCGCCCUCAAUUCUCCGCCCUCCAAAACAAGCUGUUCCCCAUCUACUUCUCUCUGCAGAGCGCACUACCACUCGCUCUCGCGCUCACAUUUCCCGGGAAGUUUGGCACGAGUGAUUUGUCGAGUAUCUCUGGCGUAUUUGCGGAUGAGAAUCGAUAUGCGGUUCUGUUGCCAUUGACGAUUAUUUCUGUGGUCGGGUUGGUGAAUAUGUUUUAUUUGACGCCUUUGGUUGGGAAGGUGAUUAAGGAGAGAUUUCAGCAGGAAUCGAUUGAUGGCAAGAAAGCAUAUGAUGCCCCACCUCAUUCUCAGAAGAUGACUGAGCUCAAUAAGAGGUUUGGCAAGUUGCAUGGUCUGUCGAGUUUGUUGAACAUGGGUGCUUUGAUUGCGACGAUUGCGUAUGGAGUGUAUCUCGGGGGUCGGUUGCACUGA